CUUCAACUUCUGAUUCACGUCCUUCAGGGACACAAUAACGAGGACGGUGUGGCAUUUUAUCCACGUUACCGAGUGUCUUUUUUAAUCGAUUCGCUUUGUCCAGAAGAUAUGUCUUGUUCAUGAUGUGAAUUUUAUUUAUUGGGACACCUGCUAGGCUGAUAAAGCAAUCAUAGGAUGUCAAGCGUUGGAAAUCUCCGUCUUUAUUUGAACAGGAGCAGAAUGUUGUAAUCUCAUGGUCGUUUUCUUUCAACGGCAAAAAUGAACUGCUUGAGUCAAAGGCUAAGAAGGACAGCUCCCAUGCAGGGCAGCAGUAGAAAUGAGCUGGUCCCCUCCAAGCCUCCCAGGAUGAACGGAUGGUCGUGGCCCCCGCAGGCUUUCCAAGUGAUUGGCUGGCUGGUGUACAGCUACCUCGCCAUAGUCAGCUUUGGCAUCUACAUCCCUCUUCUGCCUCUGCCAUGGAGCUAUGUGGUCUAUGCCCUGACGGGUAUAACAUUUAUUGUACACUUUUUUACCCAUAUUGCUGCUAUGACUAUAGACCCGGCAGAUGUCAGUGUGAGGGCCAAACCGAGCUAUUCCAGUCCAAUGCCGCUUUUUGACCGGAAGAAGCAACCACAUGUCAUCCAGAACCUACACUGUUAUCUGUGUGAUGUCAAGGUCGGCCCCAAAGUAAAACACUGUAGUGUGUGCAACAAGUGUGUGGAAGACUUCGAUCACCACUGUAAAUGGCUGAACACCUGUGUGGGUGGCAGAAACUAUGGGUGCUUCUUUGUGGCACUCCUCUCUGCUACACUAGGUGUCUUCCUGCUUGUUGUUGUUAUCUUGUUCAUAUUUAUUCAGCAUUACCUGGAUCCAAACAGCCUGCGGACCGCUCCACAGUUUGACAGUAUGCUGGGGAAUGGUACCUGGCUGGUAUUUUUACCCUUAGCACCUAUUAAGACUAGUUCAGCUGGUCUCCUUAUAUUAGCCUUUAUAACAGCCAUGCUGAGCAUCACCUGCCUGCUGCUGCUUGGCCAUCUGCUUGGCUUCCACUUCUACCUCUUUUAUAAAGGCAUAAGCACAUAUGAUUACAUAAAACGCCAGCGCCAAAAAGAAGCCAGAAACGUUGAGGCAGGGAAUCCACAAGAUGCAAAAGUCAGCUGCAAGACCACACAGAAUCAAGAGAGCUCAAUUGACUGUGAGCCAGCAUUAUCGCAGAGUGCAGGCACCUGCAAAUUUGAUGAUAGAGGCCCACUCACAAGCCGAUUUUCGGAGUCCAUAUGCACUGAGUUGGAAAACUUUAAGAAGUCAGCAGAAAAGGAGAAUAGUUUCCAUUAUGGCACAGAAAAUCCCAAAGAGAACACAGCAAGGGAAAUGUCUAUGAGCAACACCAAAAGCUGGAAGCCUGACACUGAAGAGGCUCAGAGCGCUGAUGUGAAGUCUGCUCCCCGUGUUCCAGGAAUGCAGGACCCUCUCGGUAGCUCUGUUAUGACUCCACACGAUACUGAGCAGUAACUGAAGUCUGCAUGGUUGUGCAUCAGGAUAUGCUGCUCCGAGGAAUGAUUUAUUAUGACGAUAUGCUUCAUGAAACUGAGCCACACAACCAUGGAGCAUUGCUGAUGAGGACAAAGGACAGUUUGAUACGCAUCAUGGAACUUUUUUUUCAUCCAGUGGAUAUUUUGUAUGCAGUCUGAUGUGGACUUGUCGUAUUUUGUUCCUUUUUAUCUGGACUGGUGUUUUUAUGACGACAGAUGAAUUAUUUAAAGCAUUGUUUUAUCUCACUGACUUGUACAGAGGGCCAAAGUCCAGCAGCUCCACUUCCAGUUUAGCCUCUGUUCCACUAGCGUGAGUCAGAUUGGUGGAUUUUGGCAUCCUCAUCAAAGGCUUAAACGUGAUACUGGAGUUUACUAUUUAUAUUCUAAGCCAAAUGGAUCAUCAUCAUACAUCUUGUCACUUUAUCUGUUGGCUAAAAUGAGAGCCUUAUAUGGUAAAAUACAUUGACUAACUUAGUAGUGAAGCUGGUACUAGCCUGAAAAGGGCACAGCACUUCAGCUCUCUAUUGCUGUUUUAUUAACUGUUGAUUUCACAAAGCUGACAGUGUUCAGCGACUGUUUUAACUGGAUUUGAUAGUAAAGAAUGUUAAUUUACA
This is a messenger RNA of Plectropomus leopardus (leopard coralgrouper), 2125 nucleotides long. It is a transcript of the gene zdhhc11, whose product is annotated as zDHHC palmitoyltransferase 11. Gene Ontology annotation, biological process: peptidyl-L-cysteine S-palmitoylation; protein targeting to membrane. The record is from RefSeq and is a predicted model, not a curated record. Gene Ontology annotation, cellular component: Golgi apparatus; endoplasmic reticulum. NCBI's taxonomy places the organism in Eukaryota, Metazoa, Chordata, Actinopteri, Perciformes, Serranidae. Gene Ontology annotation, molecular function: protein-cysteine S-palmitoyltransferase activity.